ACAUCUUUGGCUCAAUUUUACUUUUCAAUACCUCAAAUUGUCAAUUCUUUGCUGCUUAUCUGAGCAAUCAUGGCUUCUGUGGCAAUGUUGAACGCACCUUGUAAUAUUGGAGCUGUAAAGUUUGAGGUGAAACUGAAGCCAUCACCAAAUUUGUUUUGUGCACGGCCUUCUGUUAAGUUGAAUCGAAGGAGGGUGUUGACCAUUAGAGCUAGCAAGGAAGGGCAUGAUAAUGGGUCUAGUUCAGGGCCCUUGAGAAAGAUGGGCUUGAGUGAUGAGGAGUGUGAGGCUGCUGUAGUUGCCGGAAAUGUGCCUGAAGCUCCUCCGGUUCCACCAAAGCCGGCUGCACCUGCCGGUACCCCUCUUGUGUCUUCACUGCCAAUUAAUAGGAGACCACGCCGUAAUCGUAGGUCGUCAGUAGCAAGAGCUGCAUUCCAGGAAACAAAUAUAAGCCCUGCGAAUCUUGUAUAUCCACUAUUUAUUCAUGAAGGUGAAGAGGACACACCUAUUGGAGCAAUGCCUGGAUGUUAUAGGCUUGGAUGGAGGCAUGGUCUUGUUGAAGAGGUCGCAAAGGCAAGGGAUGUUGGAGUCAACAGCAUUGUGCUCUUCCCAAAAGUUCCAGAUGCUUUAAAGACCUCUACAGGAGAUGAAGCUUACAAUGACAAUGGAUUAGUGCCCCGAACAAUACGUUUGCUGAAAGACAAAUACCCUGAUCUUGUUAUCUACACUGAUGUUGCUUUGGAUCCAUAUUCAUCUGAUGGGCAUGAUGGCAUUGUCAGAGAAGAUGGAGUUAUCAUGAAUGACGAGACUGUGCAUCAGUUGUGCAAGCAGGCAGUUGCUCAGGCCAGAGCAGGAGCAGAUGUUGUCAGUCCGAGUGACAUGAUGGAUGGUCGUGUCGGAGCAAUUCGAGCAGCUCUUGAUGCUGAAGGAUUUCAGCAUGUGUCGAUCAUGUCCUAUACGGCAAAGUAUGCAAGCUCCUUUUAUGGACCUUUCAGAGAGGCUUUAGAUUCAAAUCCACGUUUUGGAGACAAGAAAACUUAUCAGAUGAACCCCGCAAAUUACAGAGAAGCAUUAGUUGAGCUGCAAGCAGAUGAAUCUGAAGGAGCUGAUAUUCUUCUUGUGAAACCAGGUUUGCCUUAUUUGGAUAUUAUUAGGCUUCUUCGGGAUAAAUCUCCUUUGCCCAUAGCUGCCUAUCAGGUUUCAGGUGAAUACUCAAUGAUUAAAGCAGGAGGGGUUCUGAAAAUGAUUGAUGAAGAAAGGGUUAUGAUGGAAUCAUUGAUGUGCCUUCGGCGAGCUGGUGCUGACAUCAUUUUGACCUAUUUUGCUCUGCAAGCCGGUAGAUGCAUGUGUGGAGAGAAGAGGUAAAGCUAGCCGGAUCAUAAAAGGAAUUCUUGUACGAAGAAGAUUUUCUAGUGAACUUUGUAAAUUAGUUGAUGUGAGCUUUGAUUUAAAAAAGUAGCAGAACAACUUAUGUUAGUCGAGGGUCAAUGGAAACAACCUCUCUACCUCACAAAGGUAGGGCAAGGUCUGCGUACAUCCUACCCUCCCCAGACCCCCACUUGUGGGACUACACUGGGUAUGUUGUUGUAAUUGAUUACGUUGCGUCUCUAUUGUCUAAUUUUCUUGGUUACUCAUGAGGUAAAUUUAUUUAGAUUAUUUGAUGUGAGCUUGAUUUAGAGGAGAAUUUGUUCUCUUUGUAACCAUUUUGUUCAUUUCCUAGCUCAACAUUUGAAGUUAUUAAUAAAAAAUCAAAAAAGAUCAGUUAAUUGUUUCAACCUCCA
This is a messenger RNA of Solanum verrucosum, 1778 nucleotides long. Its product is annotated as delta-aminolevulinic acid dehydratase, chloroplastic. Gene Ontology annotation, biological process: heme biosynthetic process. Gene Ontology annotation, cellular component: cytosol. The record is from RefSeq and is a predicted model, not a curated record. The transcript has 13 exons. Bases 70 to 1362 code for a protein of 430 amino acids. Gene Ontology annotation, molecular function: zinc ion binding; porphobilinogen synthase activity. NCBI's taxonomy places the organism in Eukaryota, Viridiplantae, Streptophyta, Magnoliopsida, Solanales, Solanaceae.